Molecule: messenger RNA, 2853 nt
Organism: Medicago truncatula (barrel medic)
Lineage: Eukaryota; Viridiplantae; Streptophyta; Magnoliopsida; Fabales; Fabaceae
Product: paired amphipathic helix protein Sin3-like 3
Exons: 12
Coding region: 1-2853 (950 amino acids)
Biological process (GO): negative regulation of transcription by RNA polymerase II
Cellular component (GO): histone deacetylase complex; chromatin
Molecular function (GO): transcription corepressor activity
Source: RefSeq, a predicted model, not a curated record
AUGGAAAAUAAUCGCGGGCAACAGUCAAGGGAUCUACAAAGGGAAAGACGAACUCAAAAUGCAAGAAAUCGGAGGCAAAAUAUGAGCACCGAGCAAAGACAACAAGAAUUAUCUAGAAGGCGAACAAAUUAUAGACAAUCAAAAGAAAGGGUAAAACAAGCUCAGACAACAAGUGCCACAAACAGAGAUCACAUGAUGCCAUUUAAUGAUUUGACAAAUUUAAAUUUCACAUCCUCACGUGUUCAACGUACAAAUGACAAUGAGGCUGGAACAAGUAUUCGUCGACGAAUCAAUCACACCACAUCUGCAUAUUUUCAAGGAACUCAUGAUAAUGAGGCUGGACCAAGUAGUCGUCGACGAUUCAAUCACACCGCAUCUGGAAAUUUUCAAGAAACUCAUGACAAUGAAGCGGGAUUAAGUAGAAGAAAUAGUGAUGACACUACAAAUGAGACUCCAACAUCAAAUGUCGUCUCCGACACCACACCUAAUGACGCAACAUCGUAUUACAAUCAAGGUACAACUAAAUGUAUUAGUUUUUUUAUUCUUCUGAUUCCUAACUCCUUUCCUUUACUGUGGAUUACAGCCUUAUUGGGAGAGAUCAAAGAAAUUAGCGAGCAGAAACGAAAAGAAGAUGAUGUUCUUCUUGCAAUUGCUGCUGGAAAUAGACGGCCUAUUCUUCCUAACUUGGAAUUUGAGUAUCCUGAUCCAGAGAUUCAGGAAGAUCUGUAUCAACUCAUAAAAUAUUCAUGUGGAGAAGUUUGUUCAACCGAACAAUUGGAUAAAGUCAUGAAGAUUUGGACAACAAAUUUAGAACCCAUGCUCGGUGUUCCUUCUCGACUGCGCGUUCCCAAAGACACAGAAGAUGCUGUCGAGGCCAAGAAAGAUUCUGCAAAAACUGGUACUGCAAGUAUUGCCAAGGGUGAUAGUAGUCCUGGUGUUGGUGCUACCGUAAUGAGUCCUAAGAAUACAUUUGAACAAUCAAAUUCUUGCAAAGAAUGGCAAACAAAUGGGGUUGGCGGGGUUAAAGAGGAUGAUUGUCUCAAAUCAGACCGUUCUGUGCCUAAGACUGAAACUUUGGGAAGUAGUACCCUGCAGGGUAAUGUUCAUAUCAAUGCAUCCAUUCCUGACGAAGUAUCAAGAGUCAAUAAGCAAGAUCAUUCCAUUGAACAGUUGGUGAAUGCUAAUGUCUCAAUGUCCUCUAGAGUGGAGCCAAGUAACGGAAGAAUAAACAUAAAUAAUGCAUCAGGACUUGCUGCAACUCCGUCCAGACCUGGUUAUGUUUAUAGAGAGGGAGGGCUUGAUUUACCUUCAUCAGAGGGUGCUGAUUCUACAAGACCAGAUACGUCCACAAAUGGGGCCAUCAUCGAAGACACCAAAGCUCACAGAUGUCACAAAGAAUCAGUUGGACACUUCAAAAGUGAAAGAGAAGAGGGUGAAUUGUCUCCUAAUGGAGACUUUGAAGAGGAUAACUUUGCAGUUUAUGCAAAUUCUGGUCUGGAGGCAGUGCAUAAAGGAAAAGAUUGUAAUACCAGUCAACACUGCCAAAAUAGACGCGAGGAACAAAUUUGUAGGGUAGCUGGAGGUGAAAAUGACGAUGAAAGUGACGGAAGUCCUCAUAGAUCAUCAGACGACAGUGAAAAUGCAUCUGAGAAUGGUGAUGUUUCUGGUACCGAGUCUGCUGAUGGUGAGGAAUGUUCUCGAGAAGAACAUGAAGAGGAUGGGGAUCAUGAUAACAAGGUCGAGAGUGAAGGUGAAGCUGAAGGAAUGGCUGACGCCAAUGAUGUUGAAGGAGAUGGAGCCUCGCUGCCAUACUCAGAGCGCUUUCUUCUUACUGUAAAGCCUCUGGUAAAAUAUGUCGGCCCAGUGUUUCAUGGGAAAGAAGAGAAUGUUCAAAUUUUUUACGGAAAUGAUUCCUUUUAUGUGCUGUUUAGACUUCAUCAGACAUUGUAUGAGAGGAUACGAUCGGCAAAGAUUAACUCAUCUUCUGCUGAAAAGAAAUGGAGAGCUUCAAAUGAUACAAGUUCCACUGAUCGAUAUGCCAGGUUCAUGAAUUCUCUUUACAGUUUACUGGAUGGUUCUUCUGAUAAUUCAAAAUUUGAAGAUGACUGUCGAGCUAUUAUUGGAACUCAGUCAUAUGUCUUGUUCACGUUAGACAAGCUGAUAUAUAAACUUGUUAAGCAGCUUCAAGCUGUUGCCAGUGGCACUGAUGAGAUGGAUAACAAACUUCUUCAACUAUAUGCAUGUGAACAAUCAAGAAAAUCUGGAAGCUUUUUUGAUAUAGUUUAUCAUGAAAAUGCCCGUGUUCUUCUUCAUGAUGAGAACAUAUAUCGUAUUGAAUGUAUAUUGAUUUGUUUUACAAACACUAGUAGUAGUCAUUGUAGUGGUGAUCGUAGGGAUGAUAGGGGUAGAGGUGGUGAGGGUGGCGAAUGUGGUUGUAGGGAUAAUGGUUGUAGGGGUAGUGAAGAUGGUGGUAGUGGGGGUGGGAGCAGUGAUGGUAGAGGUGGGGAUAGUGGUAUUGGGAGUAUCGGACACAAUGUCACUUCAUUUCGUUGGUUACAUCCACAAAGGGAGAACAAUGUUGAGCAGCUAAUCGACAAGGGUAAAAAACCAGUUCAUUCUCAAAGACUAAAACAAUGGUGGAAGCUUAAAAACAACCUCGAGGGUGUUGGUUCAUCCAAGGCCUUUGCUACGGUGGCACCUACUCAGCAAGAUGAUAUUAGUAAUGAUAAUUCCGCCCUUGGGAGAGGAGCUACGGUGCAACAAUCUGAUGAAGGUGAUGACACCUUACGGUUGGACGCAUCUCAGCAUAAUGAUGCGUGUAAUGGAGCAAGAGAUUGUUGUUACAAAUGCUAA